AUGCUCGGUUUGUUUUACGUCCUAUUCCUCACAGGGGCUUUAACAAAUUGCCAAACUUUUCCUGUAACUAACAAUAAUAAUAUCGACACAUCAACAACAUCAUCCAACGAAGAAAAUACCGAAAAGACUAUACAGGAUGAGGAAACUACAACACCUCAAAAUACUAAUACAGAUUUUACUAGCGAGUCAUAUGAUUUGUCAGGAAAUGAAACGGAAAUUCCAGGAACAACAAUAAUUAAAAGUACUGAAAAUGAGGAUGAAAUUACCACGGAAUCCUUUAUUGAAAAUUCAACAGAAAAAUACACAGGUGAAGCUCAAGAUCAAACAAGUAAUUUCGAAACUACAAAAGCAACAACAAAUAUUGAAUCAUCAACAAAUCCCUUACCAACUAUAACCAUUAAUCUUCCAACAAUAACUACCAUUACAACAAAAAAGGAUCUGUGCGAAGAAAAUGAAGUCUAUUCGUGCUUACCAUGGUGUCCGAGAACUUGCAAUAAUCCUUUAUCAAAACUAGUUUGCCGACCAAGUCGAAAUAGCUUAUGUCGUAGAGGAUGUACUUGCAAAAAUGGGUUUCUAUAUGAAAACACAAUUCGAAAAUGCGUUAAACAAUGUCCUGUAAUGCAAUUAUUAUAA
Molecule: messenger RNA, 633 nt
Organism: Ceutorhynchus assimilis (cabbage seed weevil)
Lineage: Eukaryota; Metazoa; Arthropoda; Insecta; Coleoptera; Curculionidae
Source: the annotation of a GenBank genome assembly